AUGAGUAGGCUGCUGGUCAAGACUAUGCAACCAUUCAACCCUUACGACAUCGAAGUCACCGCCGAAGAAAUAAGGAACUUCUUGCGCUAUGAAUUUCCACUCGUACCGGAAGCUCCGCCUCGAACGUCGAAAGCGGGACUACAACAAUUGGCCCAGAAGUGGAUCAACUUUCACACGCAGGCUGAAGCAGCAAAACGCUCUCAAAGAACCGAUCGAAAUGAUACCGACAUCAAGCCUGUUAUCAACCAUGAUUUCCCUGAGGGGAGCAAGCAUACAGCGAAGCGCUCUCAAAGAGCCGGUCGAAAUGAUACUGACAUCAAGCCUGUUAUCAACCAUAAUUUCCCUGAGGGGGGCAAGUAUACAGACAAGCCGAAGAAAACCAAUUCAACGAGGGUCACUCAGAACCCCCGCGCUUCAGAAUCUAGCUCGACUGUGAAUGACUCAAACCCCCCCGCGCUUUCACCUUCAGACCUCGACUCCGAGAUUCUCCUACUUGCAGAUACUGGGGACCGCAAAAGUCUCAAAAGCUCUGCUCGAAGCGUAUCUAGCAAGAAUCAGAAGGGUGGAGCUCUUCCCGAAAAACACGGAUCUCUUGCAGCUCCAACUCCGAAAGCGAAGCCGGCUCCAAUUCCGAGAAAAAAAGCAGCUGCAAUUCCAAAAAACAAGCCAGCCACCAAGAAUUCGAUCGCCCAGAAACCGAAUCAACUCGUAGCGGUCAAACAACCUUUAAGCCCAUCUCCCACGAACAGCACCUUUCCUGGAUCGUCAGUUCAAAUGAAGUUAGGUUCGAGAUCUAGUCAAACUUCUUCUCGUCAUAAACGAGAUUCAGAUGAGGCGUUUUCAGACACGGAACAAGAGUCUGCAGAAAAGGAGAAUAUUCGCCUCUCUCCCAAGAGAUCAAAAAAAGAGCCAACACAACCCCCAAAAAAGUCCAGUGCUUCGGCUCCGAAAAGAGAUUCUAUCACACGAAACCCGAAACCAUCUAAGCCUUACCUACCCGCGCAUGUCAGCACGCUUGGACCUUCUCGUCCUCGUCAACAUGUCCGUUUUUCGCGCCCUGGCUCAUCCCCGGGCAGCGAUACCAGCUCGCUCACUCCGCUAGGAUCUUCCGACUCUUCGUCCGACGUUGAGUGCGACGAUCGGUCUGUAUCCAAAGGAAAGGAUUCACUCGUGGCCUCUGAUUCUAAACGCCUCGUGACCGCCGCCGAAGACACUGUGGUUAACAAAGGACCAAAGGGUGAAUCGUCUUCUUCCAAACAGAAGGCUUACAUUGCUCCGGAUUCGACUGAUCCAUUACCAGAGAGCACCGAGCUCUACAAAUGUGACUGUCGCAAGGAGAUUUUUGACUUGAAAUCUCGAGUACAGUUUUUGGAACAAUACAUGCUCUAG
Messenger RNA from Melampsora larici-populina 98AG31, 1389 nucleotides. RefSeq lists its product as uncharacterized. The transcript has 7 exons. Bases 1 to 1389 code for a protein of 462 amino acids. Lineage: Eukaryota; Fungi; Basidiomycota; Pucciniomycetes; Pucciniales; Melampsoraceae. The record is from RefSeq and is a predicted model, not a curated record.